AUGAAUUUGAAUGAGUUGUUGACGCUUUCCGGAGGCCACCCGACAAUCCGUCAACCGGAGGACCAGCUGCGGCUAGAUGACCUUCAGACAAUUGCCAGUGACCUUGAAAAUCGUGAAGGCAUGGAGAAUGUCUCACCGGAGGCCCUCGACUUCCUUAGGCAACUGUUAACCUUUGAUCCCAGAGACAGACCCACCGCUGCAGCAUGCCUUCGUCAUCCUUGGUUAACUGAAACUGACAAGGCCAGCCGCAAUCUGGAACCAAACCUGCCACGACUUCACAAUUACCAUCAGCUCUACCAGCAGAGGGUACGUCUGCAUAUACAGCCGGUUACCUUACUUGCCGGAUUGGAGUCCGGCCUUGUCGCUUUUUCCCUUUGUUGCUACCUCCUACUCAGUGUCACGCUAAAAAAGCGUCCUGUGAGUAGUGGUCAUUUGCUUAUUAGACAUCUCUGGCAGAGAUCGUUUGAAACGACGUCCGUCUCUGGAAGCGUGAUGAGCAAAAGGGCGUGGUUGUUCAAAUGA
This is a messenger RNA of Dibothriocephalus latus, 522 nucleotides long. NCBI's taxonomy places the organism in Eukaryota, Metazoa, Platyhelminthes, Cestoda, Diphyllobothriidea, Diphyllobothriidae. The record is from the annotation of a GenBank genome assembly.